Molecule: messenger RNA, 3776 nt
Organism: Cyprinodon tularosa
Lineage: Eukaryota; Metazoa; Chordata; Actinopteri; Cyprinodontiformes; Cyprinodontidae
Gene: wdr95
Product: WD40 repeat domain 95
Exons: 27
Molecular function (GO): calcium ion binding; protein binding
Source: RefSeq, a predicted model, not a curated record
CUGGGAGCUAUGGAGGACAGGAUGAGGAAAACACCUGCAGGUCAUCUGGAGAAAGCAAAGGAUAUUUCAGCUCCACGUUUAUCCGAUUUUGGAGAGGACAAUAAGAGGCUUGAACGGGAAUGCCGAGCCCAGCUGGAACACAACGACAGUCUCUUUGUUUCACAUGAAGGAGAAGCUCACAGCUUUGAGAUCAAUGAAAGGAUUUCACUACAUAAUCUCCAUCAACUGAAAUUAGCAUUUGAGGAAUGUGAUGUGAGGGGGAGAGGAUACGCUGAUGUGGAGAAUUUUGUACGCAUAAUGAAAAAGCAUUUGGACAAACCAAUCGUGAACAAUGAGCAGAUUCAUAGUUUGUUUAAAAAAGUUGAUUACUCAGAUCAAGGAAGGAUUUCAUGGAUGGAGUUCUCCACCUAUCUGCUGGAGCAGUAUAAGGCAAAGGAGGAAACUUUGAGACGCAGCAAGCAGGUGACCUUUAAUUUGCCAGCCACCAUGAGCGAUGGUGUUAACAGCGUUCCUAUAGUCAACAUCCACUCCACCCACGAAGGGACCGUGUUAACAGUGAGAGAGGACGGGUUCGUUUGUCAGUGUAGUCCCGAACUGAAACCUCAGAGGAUGAAGCACAUGUUUAACAAGGGACUUCUCAAUACAAGGUCAAAGUGGGUAACUGAUUUCGCUCUAAUGUCAGAGUACAGCAAGCUGAUGACUGGAACAGGGGAUGGUGAGAUUCAGUUCUAUGAACUUUCCACAUUAGAACCUUAUUGUCAAAUCAGUGGCUUGGAAACAAUACCUUUGACUUUAGACUAUGGUCAAGCUGGGACAGAUAAAUGCUGUUUUGUAUAUGGAGACAUGGAGGGAUGUGUUACCAUUAUAUUGCUGUCCACUGCUGAGGACACAUUACGAUUAUGGAACAGAUUACCAAAGGCUGGAAAUGUGCCUAAUAUUUCGAUCAAAAAUGCCAUCCACUCUCAUAACAUAACAUUUGUCAGAUGGAAGGUUCAUAAUGACUGGGUGACCCAGGUCAAAUAUUUUCACAGCUUUCAAGCUGUUGCCUCGUCUUCAAAUGAAGAAUCUGCUUCUCUAGUUUUAGGCUGUGUGCUACCUUUAAAAGAUUCUGCACAGCAGCUCAGGGAGAUCAGAGAGGUGUGCUACGAGGGUAAAAACAGGAAGCGCCAACUAAGCUGGACUCCACAGAUCCGCAAGUCCGGGGAUCAGACCGUCUUCUCUGUCUACAAAGGUGUAAAGGCUUUUGACCUUUGUCAGAAGGAUGGUUUGCUGGUGACUGGAGGCAUGGACAGAUUAAUUCGUCUGUGGAACACACGUUUUUCAGAGAAACCUGAUGGUAUUUUAAAAGGCCACUCUGCUCCAAUCUUCUCCCUCUGCAUCUCAUCAGAGGACAGUCAGAUCUUUUCUGUCUCCACAGAUAACACAGUGAAGAUUUGGCACAUUCAAGAUCAGUGUUGCCUGUUCACAGCCGACCCCACAGCCAGCGGGAUUCAUGGUGAUGUAACUGCCUGCUCCUUUUCCCCAGCCAUGAGAGCUCUGUACGUCGCAGCAGACUGCAUAGCUGUGCUCCCUUUGAUGUCGAGGCCAAAGCAUCACGGUCGCAUUGCUGUUUCUCAUGAUGAGGCUGUUAUGUGCUGUAGCUACAGCGAGGAGUUACGGCAGGUCGUGAGCUGCAGCAAGGGGUCUGUGGUGAAAGUCUGGGAUUUAGAAUCUGGUCGACAAGUUUUUGAGUUUACUGCAACACCAGAUCUGACUGACAUCACCUGCAUGACACUUGACUUUAAAGGAAGGAGGCUGGUCACAGGAGGAAGUAAUGGAUGCUUAAAGUUAUGGAACUUCAACAGUGGUCAGUGUCUUAAGACAUUAAAGAAAGGAGGUAAAUGCCAUGAGGUGUGUGACUGCAGCUUUCUCAGAGUUAAUGAAAAUUUGUGAGUUUUGAUAUUUUUUGAUGGAUCUUAAUAAAUGUCUCUAAUUUAUCAGGAUGUUCCUGAGGAGUUUCAUGGUAUCCAGAGACCAGAGCCUUCGUGGAAAGAUGACUUGAAAAAUGGCCAUAAGGAGGACAUCCUUUGCGUAUUGCAGUGUCCUCCCUCUUUUUUGGUCACUGGCGGCAAGAACGGAGAAAUCAUAGUGUGGAACACAGCUUCUGGAUCUAUACAAUGUCGGUUUCUUGGACCUCUUGGAGCUAAAGAUCUAAACACUAAAGGACUGGACACAAGUGUCCCAAGCAUGCUUGUUAUCAAGAACCUAAAGCUGCUGCAGCUUUCUCCAUUUACUGCUCUUCUGUCACCUGGAGUCAGAGGUUGGGUAAAUCUCUGGGAUGUGUUUGAACAAAAGCUUGUGAGCAGCUUUGAAGUUUCCAAAUUUCAGCAAAAGAUAACAAAACUGGCCACCACUUAUGAAAAGACACUACUAUAUGCUGCUGACAGGAUUGGUUACAUCUAUAUUCACAACAUGGAGGCUUUUGACGCAGAGCAGAAUUCACCCACAGCUGAACAUUUUUGGCGUGCUCAUACUGGCACAAUUACCAGCUUGCAGAUUAUUAGCAGUAAUCGAAUGGUGCUUACCUCAUCCACUGACCAAACUGUAAGGCUGUGGAGCUCACAAGGAGAGUUCAUCGGGACAUUUGGUCAGCCUAAAAUGUGGAGUGUCCAGAUUCCCUCAUCCUGGAUUCAUUCUGGUGUCCCCGAUGAGGUUCUGAUUGAUCCUCUCACUAUGCCAAAUCAUGAUAUUCUGAAGAGAGAAUCACAUCUCUCUGAAGCAAUCAAUUCGGACGUGACUGAAAAUGAUAAAGGGGAACUAAAGACUCUAUGAUGAAAUUGAAUGGAAUACUGACAUAUCAUCAAACAACUUUUCCCCAAAUGGCUUCAGGAUAUUGGAGCAACUGAAUGCCUGUGCACCACCUUAACUCUCUCUGAGUAUUGAUCCUUUCAUCAGCCACACAGGGGAACUGAAAUUAACUGAUAGAUGAAACUGUAUUGAUCAGCACUAAGAAAGAAGGUCAUUGCAUUGGUAUGAUUCAAUUUAUGUUAUGUAGUUUAAUACUGCUGGAAAACAAAUCUACCAAGUGAAAGGGUUUUGCUGGGAAAUUAUUAUCAUUAUAUUUUUUUUUAACAGUGUCCUCUCUGGCAAUGUGGCAAUAAGAAUAAUUGUCUUGAUGCCAAAAAGGGGCCCAACAGAUUUAGCUUUCACAGGUGGAGCAGUAUGGCUAUUGCUAUAGUGUUCUGCUUGAUUCAUGCAUGUAAAUAGCUUUAUUAUAAUUAUGCAGGGAGUAUUGCAGAUCAUAUGGACACUGCAAUGUAAGUAGAACAGAAAAGGGAAAACAGGAAAAAGGAGAAAAGAUGAAAGAAAGAGGAGAUAAAAGGGAGACAACGAUAAAACGUCUUCUGUGUGCUUCAUCACCUGCAAAGAGAGAUGUAAAAAGAACAGCACAACCAACGGAUAUAGUAUACAGAUACAAAAAAGGGGUACCUUGAUAUUAUUACUGAUGUGUAAGUAGUACUAUUUAAUCUGACAUGUAUACUGUGGUAGCCAAAGAUAAGAAUAUUGGCUUUCUGUAUGGAAAUGAAUCUCUGAGUAAUUUGAAACAAGCACCUGUUGUUUGUGAGAGUGCACUUGUGCAUGUAAAGUUUAUCUAAAGGAAAAAUGCUCAAUAGUGGUUGUGAAGAGCCAAAGACCCGACCCCCCAGAGCACCAAGGCAAGCGCCGGGGGACCUAAAACCCCAGAUGCACAAAGGGAUCCCCAAAGCAAAGGCACCUAGGAGAGGCAGACCCAGGAA